AAACUGCCCCAUAAAAGGCUAACAGACAGAUUGGAAGCCACGUCUUUGACUCCCGUGCCGCCCGCUUCGUGCUCAGACAACCGUCAAAUUCGACCAUGGCUGGGAGACUUUUCCUCAUAUUUGCCGUCUGCACCUUGAUGGCCAUAUCCUACGCUGACGACGCCGACAAAAAGGAAGACGACGUCGAAGGCCGUAUCGGCUUCGGUGGAGGAAGUUCCCACGGAUCUGGCUUCAACCGACAGGGCUACAACACCAACCGCGGCGGAUAUAACCAGGGCAGCGGAGGUUUUCAGACGGGAAAUCGCUACAACAACGCCCAGGGCUUCAGGAACCGGGAAGGCUACAGGACCAACAAGGGGUACGAUGACAGUAGCUUCAACAGAUACGGCUCUGGGAGUGGAGGAUUCAACACGGGAUACAACCAGGGAUCCGCAGGACGUUUCAACCAACACGGACAGCAGAGUGGUGGAUUUCUUGGCUAAGCCCCACCCUUGAAACAGGAAACCACAAAUCGGCGACAUUCCUGUUUCGAGAACAAGACGUCGGGAAGGCGCUACACUGAAAUAAUAUGGCCCACAUUACUGUACAAAAGAUAAUUUUCAGACGAAUAAAUAUUUAUUACACGGGUGAA
Messenger RNA from Ornithodoros turicata, 631 nucleotides. RefSeq lists its product as uncharacterized. The coding region runs from base 96 to 482 and encodes 128 amino acids. Lineage: Eukaryota; Metazoa; Arthropoda; Arachnida; Ixodida; Argasidae. The transcript has 3 exons. The record is from RefSeq and is a predicted model, not a curated record.